AGGCCUCAGCUGCGGGCGCGCGGCUUCGGCGAGCGGCGGGGGCCCCUGGGGUGCCCGCCCGUCCCGGGGCUGCUGCGGCCGCGGGACCUCAGCCGGGAGGCGCUGCUCGACGUGCUGAGGGCGGCCGUCCUGGACCGGACAGGACCUCUGGUGACACUGAACAAGCCCCAGGGCCUACCUGUGGCAGGGAAACCAGGGGAACUGACUUUGCUCUCGGUGCUGCCGGAGCUGAGCCGGUCCCUGGGACUCGGUGAGCAGGAGCUCCAGGUUGUCCGAGCAUCUGGGAGGGAGACCUCUGGGCUUGUCCUCCUCUCUAGUUGUCCCCAGACGACAAGCCGCCUCCAGAAGUUCUUCAUCCACUCACGGAGAUCCCAGAAACCCACAGCCACCUAUUGUGCUGUCACCGAUGGGAUCCCAGCUACUUCUGAGGGGAAGAUCCGGGCAGCUCUGAAACUGGAGCACAUGAAUGGGGUCGAUCUUGCAGUUCCCGUGAAGUCUGCGUCCCGAAAGGACAUCCUGGAAGGUGUCAAGAGGACUCUGAGCCACUUCCGAGUGGUGGCGGCAGGCUCCGGCUGUGCCCUGGUCCAGCUGCAGCCAUUGACAGCCUUCCCCUGUCAGCUGCAGGUGCACAUGGCGCUUCAGCUCUGCCCUCUGCUCGGGGACCACAUGUACUCUGCCCGCGUGUCCUCUGUCCUGGGCCAGCGCUUUCUACUGCCAGCCGAGUGCACCAAGCCCCAAAGACAGGUGCUGGAUGCGGCCCUCCUCAGACGCCUCAGCCUGACCCCCGCCCAGGCGGCCCAGCUGCCCUUGCACCUCCACCUGCACUGUCUCCACCUCCCUGGGGCUAGGCCCCGGGAUGCCCCCAUCGAGCUUCUGGCACCCCUGCCUGCUUAUUUCUCCAGGACCCUCCAGUGCCUUGGGCUCCGCCAGCAGUAGUCUCGCUGCUAUUCCUGCUGUUCCUGCUAGAAGGGGUGGGAGACCAGGCGAGAAGAAUGAGGCCGGUGCUCCACACGCCUGGGUGUAAGACCCUGUGCUCUGCAGGCGGACACACCCAAGAGCCGGCCCCGGCUAGCCCGCUCGCUGUGUGGUGUCAGGCAAAUGACUUCACCUCUCUGGACAUGAGCUAAUAAAAGUACCUACCUCACAGUGUGGUUCUGCGGGCUCGGCUGUGACAGUGAGUGUUAAGCACAGGCCAAGCUUUCUGCUGAGUUCAAUAUGUGGUCUUUUAUUUGGCUGUUUCUACCCCCAUUCUAACGGAGGAAGUGCUAGGGGCUUUUUAAACAUGUGGUAAAACACACCUAACGGAAUUGACCAUCUGAGUCAUUUUCAAGUGUGCAGUCCAGUGGCAUGACAGACACUCACGCUGCUGUGUCCCUUCCCCGCCACCAGCUGCAGGGCGCCCUUCCUCUUGCGGAACUGAAACUAGGACCCUCACCCCGCGCCCCCGCCAGUCCUUGGUCCCCACCACUCUCAUCUCUAGACACUGCAUACACUGAAGAUGUCAGAUUUUUUCCUUUAAAAAACUGAAAUGUAUCCGACAUGCAAAGAAGACGUAACCUACAAUUAAAUUAUAAGGAAACGCACACAUAAUGACUUCGCAGGCAUCAGAGAC
Talpa occidentalis (Iberian mole) is the source of this 1612-nucleotide messenger RNA. RefSeq names its product RNA pseudouridine synthase D3 (gene RPUSD3). Gene Ontology annotation, molecular function: RNA binding; pseudouridine synthase activity. The annotation marks the transcript as partial. The record is from RefSeq and is a predicted model, not a curated record. Lineage: Eukaryota; Metazoa; Chordata; Mammalia; Eulipotyphla; Talpidae. Gene Ontology annotation, biological process: pseudouridine synthesis. The transcript is spliced from 8 exons.